Phialemonium atrogriseum is the source of this 1760-nucleotide messenger RNA. RefSeq lists its product as uncharacterized. The transcript has a single exon. The record is from RefSeq and is a predicted model, not a curated record. NCBI's taxonomy places the organism in Eukaryota, Fungi, Ascomycota, Sordariomycetes, Cephalothecales, Cephalothecaceae. The coding region runs from base 269 to 1588 and encodes 439 amino acids.
UUCUCUUUCCAAUUCUGCCCCUGAUUGUUUGUCACGCGUAAGGAACUACUCCUCUGUUCGUGACUAGCUUCCUAGUUUGUCUCUGAAUCAUAGACUUCAUAUUCCACCUCUCUGUCUCUUGGCCCUUAUUCUGCUUCGGGGCUGGUCCUCCUUUACUAUCAACAGUUCUCCAAAAUCCUACCCCUAAAAUCCGAGCCAAGACCACGCAGCUUAAUAUCGUUUCCUUUUCCUAGAGUUACACAACAUUUACCCCAUCCGGCUCCCGGGAAUGACCAGGAAGUACAUACCACUGCGGGCAGUUCUGUUUGGUGUCCUGGGCAUCGCGGCUUCGGCCUUGACAAUCUCAGUAAACGACUUGCUCGAGCGAGGAGGCACCUGCCCUGCCGACUACUCCAAAUGCCCCCAGAAAACACUCCCGUCCGGCUUUUGUUGCCCCGCGGGACAGCAAUGCUUAGCCCUCGCCGGCAACACCACCUUGCUGUGCUGUCCUGACGACAGUGGCUGUACAACGAUAGUACCGAUAUCCUGCGAGCUUUCGCUUCAGGAUGCCGAUAAGUACCCAGAAGCCACGAUCAAGACAACCGCUCUGCAUGGCAUCCUGGGCCAUUGCGGAGACGGGACAUGCUGUCCCUUCGGCUACUCCUGCAGCGCGGACGGCUCAAUUUGCCAGCUCGAUGCAAACCAGAACGCCAAGCCUCUUCAGAGCUCCCUCUCGCCGACCCCCGCCUCUACAUCGGCAGCAUCUACCAGCACCAAGUCUGAAGCCAGCUCCUCUGCAACAGGGAACACUGCCGGAGGAGGACAGAGUAGCGGGGCAAGCGCCGGUGUCACCCCCGUCUCGCCGGAGGCUACCGACUCUCCCAAGAAAGGAACCCCAGCCGCAGUGAUAGCGGGGGCGUCCGUGGCUGCUGUUCUUGUGGUCCUCGCCCUUGCAUUUGUCGCAUUUUUAUUCUUCAAGCGGCGCCACAGGAAGAAGGAAGAUGAGAUGGCUAAUCUGAAGCUGACUCGGUCCACCUCGUCGUUUGGCAAUAUCAUCAGCAACCCCAUCAUGACAGAGAACUCGACGUGGAGGACAGACUUUGCUCGCAAGUCGCCCGAAGGCACCCGAGCCGGAUCCAUGUUCAGCAAGCGCAGCUCUACCACGAUGAUCGGGUCGGGCAAUGCAGGAUACGGGCCCUCGACGCCGAGUCCCGCUCGCACAAGGGACAACGGCGCCCAAGCCGCCGUGAGGAUCCCCCCGAUCCGCAACAUGGCUCGCCAGAGCAGCAUAGCGUACGGCUAUGGCGGUCCCGGCACGUCCCCGUACGGCAACACCGCGGACAACAGGUAUGAUGCCCGAGACCACGGCACGGCGCCGUACCCGCAAACACCGCCGCCGCAAGGGCGGGAGCCGAGCUCCAUGAGCAUCAACGUGUUUGCCGACCCCCAAACCGUGGGCAACACGCCGCAGAAUACAAAGAGCAAGCGAUUCAGCCACAUGACCACGUUUUCCGACAUGCUGAGGUCGGCUGACCUGGGCGGCUUCUCGCAUGGGGAGCCAUUCGUUCCGCCCAGCGCUAACGCCAGCCCGGCAUCGAGACGGUGGUAGCCUUGUGUCGGUCAGUGGGCGGUUUGGGAAGAGUGUAUAUACAUGACAACGAGAUCAUACACGAUGAAGCUUUGUGGAUAUGGUGGAACGGCGAAUUUUUUUAAGGGUUGCAACAUGUUUUGGGUUGGGUUUCUGAAGCAUUUCCCUUCUUUCUUUCCUUCGUUUGGAUGAC